Molecule: messenger RNA, 892 nt
Organism: Trichomycterus rosablanca
Lineage: Eukaryota; Metazoa; Chordata; Actinopteri; Siluriformes; Trichomycteridae
Gene: inip
Product: ints3 and nabp interacting protein
Exons: 4
Coding region: 141-500 (119 amino acids)
Biological process (GO): DNA repair
Cellular component (GO): SOSS complex; nucleus; nucleoplasm
Source: RefSeq, a predicted model, not a curated record
UAAACUAUUUUUUAUUUAGAUUGUAUUUAUUUAUAGGGGCGGCACGGUGGCUCAGUAAGUAGGACUGUUUUCUCACAGCAAGAAGGUCCUGGGUUUGAUCCCCAGAUGGAGUGGUCCGGUUCCUUGCUGUGUGGGUUUGCAUGUUCUCCCCAUGUCUGUGUGGGUUCUUCUGGGAGCUUGUGGGAGUUUCCUCCGACAGUCCAAAGACGUGCAAGAGAGGAUUUCAGAAUAAAAACCGAGUGGCUAUUUUAGCUGAGCUGGAUAAAGAGAAGAGACGCCUGAUACAGAACCAGUCCAUGAAUAACCCGGGAGCAAGCAUUCCACUUUCAAGACCAGCUGUAAAGGAAUUUCGGGAUCACGCAGAGCAGCAGCACAUUGCUGCACAGCAAAAAGCAGCUUUACAGCACGCUCAUGCACAUUCUUCAGGCUUUUUCAUCACUCAAGAUUCCUCGUUUGGAAACCUGAUUCUCCCUGUAGUGCCGAGACUCGAUCCAGAGUGACAAAGAAAAGAAGGAUUAUGAAAUAAAACGGACAUUUUUCUUUCUACAGUCAAAGUUUAUUGUCUUUCACAUAUUUAUCAUUAAAAUCAGUGUGAUUGCAGGUUUUUGUUCUGAACAAGCAGUAGCCAUAUCUAAUUGGGUCUUGGUCUUGAAUGGCUAAUGUAGUGAUGCUUUAUUUACCUGAUGCUGAGUAUUGGUACUGGGAUUUUGUUGGCCUGACCCAUUAGGGGUGCAUCCCUGUACUAAGUAUUUUAAAUAAAAAUAAAAUGCUUCUGCUUGGUUGAAUUAAAAGUCUGCAGUUCCACUAUCCUAUGUACAUUUAUUUUGACCAAUAACUUAAAUGUUUAUUGUUCUGCUGUAUUUUAUAUAAAAUAAAAACAAUCUUGACUCUU